CUAGCGUCACCGUCACCGUCACCGUCACCAAAACACGUUGUCCGUCGCUUUUUACCACCAUCACCAACGUCAGAGCAACGGGCCAAGCCAAUUCGAAAAUUGUUUUCUUGAGUCUAGCGAAUUUGAAAUGCCAAACAGUCGUUGUUAAGAAGUGAUUGUGGCCUCACACGCUCAACUCCAGCUCAGCUCAGCUCAGCGCUUAAGUACGGUGGCGAAAUCCACAAAAAGAAAGAAAGCAAGAAGUAAACUAAUCAAGCCAGUCAGCAAAUUAAACGCCUGUAAACGCUCGUAAUAUUAAACGAAAAAAGAUUUAACUCUUGCAAAAGCCAUAAUUUUUGGCAUAAAAAAUUAAGAUAAAAAAUAAUAAUAAUUCAACUGCAGACAUUUUGUGUAAUUCCGCGUUUUUUGUCUCCUUAAAAUUGUAGAUUUAACGCUAAAUUUUUAUUACCGUUAAAAGACAGCAGAAAAAGAUAUAAAAUGAAAUACUUCAACAUUACACUUUUGCUUGUCGUUCUUGCAUUGGCUUGCUGCAUCUCUCACACAUGGGCUCAAGAAGACGGCGCUGCACCCGCGCUCAAGCCAAGGCCGAGUCUACGUCGUCCAAUCGGUGGUAAAGCUGCCAAAACUACAACAACAGCAGCGCCACAAGUAGAGGAGGAUAAUGAAUACUAUGAUGCUGAAGGAAAUCCUGCUGAGGGUGAGGAUGGUGAGGAGGAUGGUGCCGCAAGCGCAAGCAGCACGACAACAACCACUGAAGCACCCAAGAAAACUGUUGGACCAGUCAUAAGACCAUUCCGCUCGAACGAUGAUUUCCUAAAUUCACUGAAACGUCGCCAACAAGACGCCAAGAAACACAGAUCUGUUGAGAAGCCAACACCAAGGAGCAAGCCAACGCACGCUAACGAUGAGGAUGGUGAUGAGGCUGCCGAAUCCGCACCAGCGCCAGCACCGGCGAAAGCAAUCAAGCCUGGCAAUCUAGCCUUGAAUCGCCGCAAAUUCGCGAAACCCAGCAACGCCGAGCCAGCGCCAGCUGAUGAUGCCGUCGCCCAGGAGUCCGAACAAGAGCCAAAAGAGCAAGCGAGACGUCAGACAACCGGCCGUCUGGCUUUGAGAAAACGCCUCUAAGCUAAUUAGAAAGAGGUGAAAUGAGUUUGAAAAUUUCUUUAAGAAAACACACAGAUAAGAACAAAAAAUUCUACACCUUUUAAUUUGAUAAUUUUUUUUU
Molecule: messenger RNA, 1225 nt
Organism: Ceratitis capitata (Mediterranean fruit fly)
Lineage: Eukaryota; Metazoa; Arthropoda; Insecta; Diptera; Tephritidae
Exons: 4
Coding region: 478-1125 (215 amino acids)
Source: RefSeq, a predicted model, not a curated record